AUGCUGGCGUUCUAUAAACGUCUAUACCCAUUCAAGUCGAUUUUCGCCUGGCUUAACCAUGAACACGUCCCUCGAAACCUCUUCACGCAUCGAGAAUUCGCCUUUACACUCCAGGGAGACGUCUAUUUACGCUACAACUCGUUCGAUAAUGCAGAUGGCCUGAAGAAGCAAGUCUGUACUCUGAACCCCACGCGUUUCGAGAUCGGGCCAGUCUACAGUGCAAGGCCCAAAGACAAAAAGACCGUGCGCCCUUCAAACUUCACCCCUCAGCUCCGCGAACUCGUUUUCGACAUAGACAUGACCGACUACGACACCAUCCGAACUUGCUGCUCCGGCGCGGACAUCUGCAAGCGGUGUUGGGGGUUCAUCGCGGCAGCCGUACACGUCCUGGACGAGUCCAUCCGCGACCAAUUUGGAUACAGGCAUCUGCUGUGGGUUUAUUCCGGCCGACGUGGUAUUCAUUUGUGGAUAUCCGACAGAGAGGCGAUGGAGUUGACGGACGAGCAGCGGAGGGCGCUUGUGGGGUGUUUGACGGUGAUUCAGGGAGGGAAGGACAUGCACAAGAAGGUGAAUGUCCGUCAGAGUGCUCGAGCGGUGCUUCCCCCGUCAAUCAAGGCGACCGUUGAUCCUCUCGCCUCGAUGUUUGGCGAUCUCAUCCUCGAGGACCAAAACUGCUUCGCAUCGGAAGAGGGCUGGGAAGCUCUCCUUCAUCUCAUCCCGGACAAGUCUGUCGUGGAGACACUACGCAGACGAUGGAGUGAUGGCCCUGAGCGUUCGUCCUACGAUAAAUGGGAUGAUCUCAAGAACGAGGCUCGCAAAAUCGAGAAGGGCACUCCUCGGCGUAUUGCACUGCAAAACGCGAUGGAGGACAUCAUCCUGCAGUACACAUAUCCUCGUCUCGAUGCCGAGGUCUCAAAGCACAGGAACCAUCUGCUCAAGGCGCCCUUCUGCGUGCACCCAAAAACGGGCCGCGUCUGCGUGCCUGUGGACCCCGAGACCAUCGACAAGUUCAACCCAGAGCGGGUACCGACGGUGAGCCAGUUGCUCCGAGAGCUCGACGAGCUUGUGCCUGAAGAGGGCGCCGAGCAUCAUUCCGACUGGCAGAGGACUUCGUUGAAGCCGUAUGUCGAUAUGCUGGACGGACACGUCGCGGCGUUGAUGGAGGUGACUAGGCAGGUCAAGCGAGAAGGUCAGGGCCAGCGGCUGCCUGUGGAGGUUUGGUGA
Molecule: messenger RNA, 1224 nt
Organism: Laetiporus sulphureus 93-53
Lineage: Eukaryota; Fungi; Basidiomycota; Agaricomycetes; Polyporales; Laetiporaceae
Product: prim-pol domain-containing protein
Exons: 5
Coding region: 1-1224 (407 amino acids)
Biological process (GO): DNA replication, synthesis of primer
Cellular component (GO): alpha DNA polymerase:primase complex
Source: RefSeq, a predicted model, not a curated record